Molecule: messenger RNA, 3900 nt
Organism: Drosophila willistoni
Lineage: Eukaryota; Metazoa; Arthropoda; Insecta; Diptera; Drosophilidae
Product: collagen alpha chain CG42342
Exons: 18
Coding region: 848-3313 (821 amino acids)
Source: RefSeq, a predicted model, not a curated record
UAGAAGAAGUAAAAAAGAAAGCCAAAAUAAAGGCAAAAAAAGAAAGAAGGAAAUGCUUUAAGCCAGCAGCAAAACAAAGUUGUGACAACAACAACAUCAGCAACAACAAUCGGUGUUUGUGUGCCAAGUGCAAGCAAGAAAUAAGAAAUUGUUCAGUUGAAAAUAAAUUAUGUUAAGUGCUCAAAUCAGUCUAAAGUGAAGUGAAAAGCAGCAAAGAAAACGACAAAAAAAAGGAGCAACAGUCGCAGCAACAGCAGCAGCAGCAGCAAUAAAGGUGCAAUAGGUGCAAAGGUAAACUAAGUUUGGAGAAGUCAACGAAAGGAUUCGCGCAGGGCAUGAAAACUAAAUAAGUUGCAAUGUGAAGAGCACUUGCAGGCGAGCGAACGAAAGAAGAGAAGAAAGAACUAGAGGCAGAAAGAAAAACAAAGAGGGAAAAACUUGUCAAGAAGCUGAAGAAGCAGCUGCUUCUGAUUCAGCUGCCACUGUGACGAUUGACAGGACGAAAACAAAAGCAAAAACCCUGACAAGUGGCACAAGUGGCAAGAGGGCCCAAAAACCAGUACGCCAACGUCAUGUCCUGGCCAAAAAACGCAACGAAAUAGAAUAAAAGAGUACGAGUGCACUAGACGAAAGGCAUUGGCAAAAACAAAAAGAAGGAAAAGAAGAAAAAACAGAAAAAAGGAGCAACGGCCACACAUGUGCCUCUUGUUUUUCAGUUUUUGUGAUGCCACAAGGACACUUCAAGUGCCAGCCACACACUCAAGCUAUCACGCAGCAGUACACGAAUCUUUCGCAGCAUUAGAUUGAGAAAAGUAAGCAGAACGCUUCUAUACGCAGAGAACGCAGCAUGCGCAAACAUAAAACGCCGCCCAGCGGCCAUAGUCCAAGGACAAUGCAAAUGGAAUCUACAGUCACAGCAGCAGCAACCACAACCACAAGCACAUCAACAGGAACAUCCACAUCCACAGUUGAAAUGGAACAGCAGAGUAUGCUGCUGGGGCACAAUCAACCAACCGCCAGCGAUGGCGCAUUCACAGCUAGUCGCCUGGCAGCGCCUCAAACCACAGCAAUCACCUGCCAGGACAAACCGAAUCAGCGCCCUCCAUCGAAGGAGCCAGCGCGUUACUCAAUACAACUAAUUUCCUUGCUGCACAUUGCCUGCUAUGUCCUGUGCCUGUGCGCCUUCAGUUUCGCCCUGUACGCCAAUGUGCGACAGGCGCGAAUGGAGCAACGUUUACAGCGAUUGCAGGAACUUGAUGCUCGCAUCGUUGAAUUGGAAUUGCGAUUGGAGCAGGAGCAACAACAGCAGCAGCUACACUGGCCUGCUGAACAGCAACAGAUUUUGGCCAGCGAUAGCAAUGGCAAUGGCAGCAGCAGCAGCGGCGCAUCUCCGCAUUUGGCAUUGCAUGUGCGUCGCGAAUUGCAUCGUCUGCGGCGUGAUGUAUCGCACCUGCAAUUGACGCGACGCCAGCAACGUAGACAAGCGGAGGGGGCAGCAGCCGCGGCAGGAGCAACAGGAACGGCCGGUGAAUGCCAAUGUCAAGCAGGACCACCAGGACCGCCCGGUCCACCCGGCAAGCGAGGGAAACGUGGCAAAAAGGGUGACACUGGCGACAAAGGAGAGCCGGGCCUCAAUGGCAUAAUCGGCGAAAAGGGUGCGGCUGGCAAACCCGGCGAUAAGGGUCAAAAAGGUGACACUGGCCAUCCCGGCAUGGAUGUCUUCCAAACUGUUAAGGGUCUGAAGAGAUCGGUGACAACGCUGCAUGGCGGCACGCUGGGCUAUGCGGAAAUAGUUGCUGUUAAGGACUUGCAAGAAGCUGGCGUUAAUGUAUCCGCUUCCACAGUCAUACAACUGAAGGGCGAGCCAGGCGAACCUGGACCACCAGGACCGCCAGGCGAAGCUGGACCAGCAGGAGCGCCAGGAGAGCGAGGACCUCCCGGCGAAACUGGUCAGGGCUUGCAGGGUGAGGCAGGGCAACCGGGACCCAUUGGACCGCCCGGUGUGCCGGGCUCACCUGGCACAAAGGGUGACAAAGGUGAUCGUGGCGAUCGCGGCCUCACCACAACCAUCAAGGGUGACGAGUUCCCCACGGGCAUUAUCGAAGGUCCACCAGGACCAGCGGGACCACCUGGUCCUCCCGGCGAACCAGGUGAACGGGGCGAAGUGGGACCCAUUGGACCAAGCGGACCCCCCGGCGAGAAAGGACCGCGCGGCAAGCGAGGCAAACGGAUAUUCGGUCCUGGCGGUACCAAAUUGGACGAGGACUACGAUGAUCCACCGGUGACACUACUGCGAGGACCUCCUGGACCGCCAGGCAAUGCUGGCAAAGAUGGACGCGAUGGCAGAGAUGGCAGCAAGGGCGAGCCUGGAGAACCAGGUGAACCCGGUUCGCUGGGUCCCAGAGGUUUGGAUGGUUUACCAGGCGAGCCUGGCAUUGAAGGACCUCCCGGUUUGCCUGGCUACCAAGGUCCUCCUGGUGAGAAAGGCGAUCGUGGAGAUAUUGGACCGCCAGGUUUAAUGGGUCCACCGGGUUUGCCGGGUCCACCAGGCUAUCCAGGUGUGAAAGGCGACAAAGGUGAUCGCGGCGAUUCGUACCGCAAGAUGCGACGUCGUCAGGACGAUGGCAUGUCAGAUGCUCCACAUAUGCCCACAAUUGAAUACUUAUACGGACCACCUGGUCCUCCUGGUCCCAUGGGUCCUCCAGGACAUACUGGGGCACAAGGGGAUCGCGGUUUAGAUGGCCGCAAAGGUGAUGCGGGCGAAAAGGGACAUAAAGGCGAUCAAGGACCUAUGGGCUUGCCUGGGCCAAUGGGUAUGCGUGGGGAAUCGGGACCUUCUGGUCCAGCGGGCAAAGCUGGCAUACCGGGUCCUCCGGGUUUGGAUGGCAUGAAGGGAGCCCAGGGUGAGACGGGACACAAGGGCGAGCGUGGGGAUCCAGGUUUGCCGGGCACCGAUGGCAUACCGGGUCAGGAGGGGCCACGCGGUGAGCAAGGCUCUCGCGGGGAUGCUGGUCCGCCGGGUAAACGUGGACGUAAAGGAGAUCGCGGCGAUAAGGGCGAACAGGGUGUCCCCGGAUUGGAUGCCCCUUGUCCCCUUGGCGCUGAUGGGCUGCCAUUGCCCGGUUGCGGCUGGCGGCCGCCAAAGGAGCCAAUCAUCUCGACGCCCGUGCACAAGGAUUACUUGCCCGAUGUAACACAACCGGAAAGCAAUGCCAGCGAUUACGAGCAAGAGGAGGAAGAGGAGGAUGAGCAGACGGAGGAUAAUGAAAACGAAUAUGAUGAAUAUCAGGAUAAUUUGCAUAACAAUGAGUGAAAAGGAAACCCAAAACAGCAAAUGGCAAACACAAGCGCAAGCUCACGUAGCCAGAGUAAACAGAGACCCUCUAAGACAUACACACACACACACACAGACACAGACACUCACACUCUUACCCUCGCACACUCACACACACGCACACGAAAAGGCGACUAGUUAAGCAUUUCCGAUUUCCGGUUGCAAGCUUUUGGGCUCUGUUUCGCUCUGUUGACAUUCGCAAUUAGCGCUAACAAAUGCCAAGUGGCUGCUACAGCUGCUCCUAACGGUUAACUAAAGUAGAUGCUAUUAGCAUACACUCUACACCCACACAUAUAUGCUCACCCACUCACACACACACACACACAUAUUGCAAAACACAAACAAGAACUUGUAGUUAGUCAUUGGCUUAGCUUGGUGUUGGUGUCCCUCGUAAUGCUGUCUCUCUCUCACACACACUCUCUCUCUCUCUUACCAUAAACACAUAUUUAUUUAAAACAUUUGACCAUUUUAACUGGUUAAAAUUCGUAUUUCUCGCCAAGCAGGAGAACUGGCAGGCUUGGCUCAAGGACGAGCUAAACGCAUUACAGCAUACGAAGGCAAAAAAC